Molecule: messenger RNA, 1643 nt
Organism: Pollicipes pollicipes
Lineage: Eukaryota; Metazoa; Arthropoda; Thecostraca; Pollicipedomorpha; Pollicipedidae
Product: cilia- and flagella-associated protein 36
Exons: 1
Coding region: 184-1128 (314 amino acids)
Cellular component (GO): axoneme; ciliary base
Source: RefSeq, a predicted model, not a curated record
CAUAUUGACGCUAACCGGUGCUUUGUCGGGUGUGUCGCGUCGGUGGCUGAUCAGUGCGGACCGUGAGGCUGGCAGACGGCGAGUGGCCCUGAUUUUCCGGGCGCGGCGCGAGGAGCGCAAGGGUGAGACCGCGGCGAGAGACUGUGUGCAGCCUCUGGAGAGACUAACUCGGCGCCCGCAGCCAUGUCGAAGAAGAAGGAGGCGAAGGCUGACGACAUGUCGUGGGUGUUCGACUCGCUGGUGGACUUUCUACGGGGGCCGAUCUGGAACAUCCCUAUGAUCAACUUCAUCGAGCAAAAGUCGAUGAUCUUUGAGCCGGACGGCGACAACCAAUGCGAAUACCGACGCGUGCACGAGAAUUACAAGAACCUGGUGGAUCUCAUGCUGGGUACCUACAUGGAGGACAUCGGCAUUACACCGCUGCAGUUCGAGAAGGCCUGCAGCAAGUCCUCCAGCCGCCUGAAGUCGCAGUUUCACCAGAUGCUGUUCGAGCAGCUUUGGGCGGCCGAUGACUUUGACAUGUUCCAGCGCAUGAUGGUGCGCACCAACAUCGAGCUGCAGCUGCAGGCGCUGGAGCUGCUGCAGCAGCGCUAUGGCCUCACGCCGGCCAGCUUCAAGGCGGAGGACACUGAGGUGAGCGAAGAAGAGCGGCGCGUGCUCGAGGAGGUCAUCCGCCGCUCCAUGCUGGAGCACCAGCAGGAGAAGGAGCGCAUGGACCAGGAGACGCGCGACCUGGAGCGCACGAUUGCCGAGACGGGCGCCGAGCGGCAGCGGCUAGAGGCUGAGCGCAGCCGUGAGCAGGAGCUCAUCCGCGCCACCAUGCAGCUGUCGGUGAACGAGAGGGCGUCCGACGCCGCGCCGGCCGCCGCCGACGACGGCAAGAUCAGUGCCGGGGAGAUCGCGAAGCGUCAGGCCUACUUGCGUCAGCAGCGCGACAAGCUGCUCGCCAUGAAGCGCUGCGAGCGGCAGAAGCUGCUGGAAAGCUCGGAGAAGAAGGAGGCGACCAGCCGUCCCAAGUCGUCACGCGCCGCGCGCUCUGCGUUUGCUGGCAAGAUUGACGCGAAGACGCUGGAGAUGAGGAAACACCUGGCUGACGCCCUGCGGCGAGAGGUGGUAAACAAAAAGUAGCAGUACCGACGGUAGAUGGCGGGAGUGGCUGUUCGUCGGGCCCAGGAGGCAUGGCCGUGAUUGAUAUUGGGAUGAUGGCUGAGAAGGGUUUGCUAGACUCUAGAUUACUCGGUAGUUCUAGGCGGUAGUUUUCAGUUGUGUUUUUCUUAUGGUGCUUUGCCUGAGCUGUGUGCGCGCGAGACACGAUCCUCUUAUAACUAAUCAGUUUUUUAGCGCAAUGGUGAUUUGAUGUCCAUAGAUGUUGACAAGCCAGAAGGCAGAGCAAUGGUGGAACUUACAUAUCUUGUUUUUGAUGGAGAUAUUCCUUCUCACGCUUGUCUCUGCUGAAUCUUCAGGAAGUAAUACACUAUGCAAGUACAUGUCAAAAAACAGUGGCAUAUUUAUGCCACCUAUUCUGCGGCGUGGCGUGUCAGAAGCCGUUGGUUGUCCAUUCGUGUCGGUCAUUCAAACACGUUGUGCACCACGUCUGUGAUGUUUCGCUGCCGAUUCCUGAUUGUCGCUGCUGCUGUCACCGA